AUGGCGUACAGCUGUCUGCUGUCGCUUGGUUUACGUUCGACGUUUCUCCUUGUUUGUUUACAUUAUGUACUCGGUGAUGUGUACAUGCACAAUCCAAGAGGCUCCAACGACAGAUUAAAUGCUAAUGGCCAAAACAGGCAGAAUGCGAAUCGUUUGUUUGACUCACAGGUAAGUGAAUACAUGGAUUUCACAACUAUAAGUAUAGUGCCAUUUAGUAUAAAGUCCAAGCUCUCUGCAUGUGAUAUGGAUUUCUAUCCUUAUUUUUAUUUUAUUUUAUUCUAUGUUUAUUUGAGGGGCAAGUUACUCGUACACUUUCACAAAUCCGACGUCCGCGUUAAAAGUCCCAAAAAUUCAAGUCAUGUCAAUAUACUUGACAUAGACGUUUUAACUUUUGAGUACAUUUUAAUUUGAUGUCAAUAGCACUCAAUAAAUACCAGGAAUGAAAAGAGCUGGUCAAUAUUAGUAAAUACACAAAACUUGGUGACUAUACAGUUUAAAAACUGUGGCACUAGUGUCCUUUCUAAAAACAGCCUCGAUCCUAUUGAUUUAGCUAGACGUAAAUGCAAUAGGGUCAAAUCGUUACCCACAAAAGAGUCAAAACUACCCCAAAAGAGUCAAAACUAGCCAAAAGAGUCAUUUUGGAGUCGCAUUUUACCCAAGAGCGACUCUUUUGGGGCGCGUUUUGAUGCUGUUUAUGAUUAUUAUUUAAUAGUGAUCAAAUAGUGGCCAAUUAAAAAAAUAUUCACAACUUACAUUAUGUUAUUCAGAACAAUGCAAAAGGUGGUUACAACGUCGGAGAACUCCCUUAUAGAAAUGGAGGUGGCAGCCAAGAUCUCCAAUAUGCAAUGGUAUGUUGGUAUACAUGUAGUGUGUACCAAAAAGAACUAUUUUCGAUGAUCUAACAAUUCAUCCUUUUGGUUUCCCCUUCUGCAAUUACACCACUCGUUUAAUUUUAGUGCAUGUCUUUUCUUGCAGAAAUACUUUAUGAGCGGCAGUAAGUAUAGGUCAUCAGGUGGGCAGUCACACCUCACGAUCGAAUGGACAAACCAGCACGGCUGUGGUCAUGGAGAUCUUGACUGUAAUAUCGUACUACAGUAUAUGUGUCAGGAUAAUCGCUAUGAAUCUUUGGAUGAUACGCGCCGUAAUAAAGAUAUCGAUACGAUUAGAAAUGGUAUGUUUGGAAGUGAUUGGUAAUGAUGAUAAUGAGUUAUUAAAUCUAUUACUCAAGGUAUGCUUGCCAAGCUUCAAUGGCGCCUCGUUUUCAUGUUACUUCCCCAUGCAUCAAACCUUCAUGCGCACCUGCCAUGCUACAACACGCAAACACAGAAACGAGGUCAUUGGGGCAAAAGUGCAAUAAACAGUAAAGUCGCUGAUGAGCCAAAUCAAAGGCUUAUGAUACACGGGCUUCACAAAUAAGGCAUGAGGCACAAAUAGAGACAGAAGAACGACUUCUUGGUUUUUCCUAUAAUUUUCGCGUAAUCGUAUAAGCUUUCAACAUUGAAUUUAGAUAUAGAGAAGUUCUCCAACCUAAUAACUUUAAAUAUAGAGAAGUUCUCCAACCUAAGCAAAUCGCCUACCUACCUACAGCAGGACUGGAGUAGCUUUUAGAGGGGUAGUGCUCUAAUCACUUCUGCCACCUGUGAAAAUAAAUGCAGUGUGUCAGAUGAAAACGUCUUUUUGGUAUCCGCUUACGAAUGCCAAAUAUACUGCGAAUAAAUGUUGAUAUCUAUGAUUUCUUUGUUAUAACGUUUAGGGAGAACCGAGGCUACAAUAGGUUAUAGAGCAGUCAAUAUUAACAGUAAGCGUCAAAAGAAUGACCAAAAAGCUAGACAAGCAAGACUUGAUCGUGGUAUGCAUGAACCUUGGGAAUGGCAUGACAAAUGCAGAAAGCGACAACGAAAUAAAGGUAUGUUAAUAAAGGAAAGCUAAUAAAGGUUAAGCAAGCCUAAAAAGGACUGACAAGUAUAGAGCAUCAGAUUAAGAAAAGGAAGGAAAGCUAACGAAAGUCAACGAAAGGACGCGGCAGCUUUGGGAUGGCUAAGGAACGUUAGAAAACUUUAAAGAAAACGAGAAAAGGCAACAAAAGUAGGACUGAAAGACUAAAGAAGGUCAAGGACGCUGGGAUAGGAUAAGAAAUAUUAAAUAGGGCUAGGAAAAGGCUAAGGAAGGCCAGAAAAGAGAAAUGAAUGUUAGGAAAGGGAAGAUUAGGGAAGACUAUUAAAGCGAGGCUAGGAAAGGUUCAGGAAGAUGGAAAGGCCAAAAAAAUAAAAUAAAAAAAACGUUAAGGAUUUUUUAAGGACGACCGUCUGAGUUUUUGUCUUUUCACGUGUAGGUUUGUUUACUGCUGAUCAGAACAUGAAAGAUAAUAUAGGAAGUACUAGUACGAGACAAAAUCCGAAUGGCAACCGACAUGGUUAUGAAUGCGCUGAAGAACGUGACUACUACCCUUACUGGCACCCCACUGAUUGGAAGGACAUGGCGGUGUAUGUCACCAACAAGGCACAUUGUGCUUUUUAUGAAUAUUUUAGCUUUAACAGACAUCCAAAAGGUAGCGUAUGACCUUUCAAUGAAGUUGAAUAUAACUUGCAAGUUGACAAGAAAUCACUUGCAUUUUGAGAUGCAUUUUAAGAUCAAUGCCUUUUUGUUUAGGUGAAUGCUUGGAGCGGUACCCAGGCAAUGAUGGCUUCAAACAUUACUCGCAAUACAACAACCCAACCGAGUGUAAGCAAAGGGGCGGCGUCUGGACACUGUUCCAUAGCUUCAUUGAUUUUAAAGGAGAAUACAAAGAUAAGGCUAGCUGUGAAAGCGCAUCCACGAACGAUGUUCCACUUGUCUGGGGCAUUCCGUACAGGUCUGAAUAUGUUGAUGCCCUGGCGAUUGAUAAAGCCACCAACAAACCCCAAGAGUUCUGCUUAGUACAAGCUCCUAAACUCGAUUGCCGCCUUUCACCUGUAUCUCGUCCUAAUCACCUCGGGAAUGUUAAAGAUGCCCAGGCCAUGAACUACACCUGGAUAAUUCCUUAUUUCCCGUCUCAAGUAGAAAAACGAUGUGCGGUUAGGAUAAGAUAUAAUAUUUCCACGUAUGAUUAUGAUGGGAAUAGCACCUUCAGUGAUAAAAAUGGCAACAAGUAAGUAUGGAAUUUCAUGCAUGCAUGAUUAUACUUUUUACUAUUGUUUCCAACAAUUCAUUAUUUUAUCACUCAAACCAUACAUAAUCGACAAUGGUUAAUAAAGUUCGAAUAUUAUUAUCCCAAUUUGUAACAGUAUGCAAGGCCAUCUAAUUUAAUUAACGCGCUAUAAAGGAUAAGCUUAUAAAGUAAAUAAAGAUGAAAUAGAAGAUUAAAUUAUUCCAGUAACAUGAAAUAAACUAGCAUGUUUUUGUUUUAAAUUCUAAAGUUCACCUGUGAAGAAUGACCCAGAAGUAAAAUUUCAAACAGAGUCAGGGAGAGAUAACUUCGAAUUGCAAUUGGCUGUAAACACAGCUCAAUUUGGAAGAACUUUUCAAGACCGGAGCCAUGUGAUGGUUCUCAUGCCACGGCAAAGCAAUGGCAACGAUAUUGCGGAUGAUGUUGCAGUAUAUAAUCUUAACGUCCGUGGUAAACGAGGAAACAUUGUUCAAGUUUAUCCGGCUGUUGAGUACGACUUCGUGCCGAAAGACUUAUCAUGUACGAGUAAUGAUGUUGUUCAUAUCCAAUGGACAGGUAAAAAUCUGCGGACUCAUAAAACUAGAGAGGUUCAGAUUUGCCGUCCACUACCGCCACCUUAAUACGCAUCUGAUUGGUUAAUUGGGUAGAUUAAAAGCAUCUGAUUGGUUAAUGGCAACGGUAGCGGUAGUGGAAGUCAAAAUCUAAACCUCUCGAAUUAUGUGAAAAUGUCUUGGGGUCUUUUCCGGUUUCUCCAACAUAAGGUGUUCUCAGGGUGGGUUGGGAUAAAUCAAACUAACCUUUCCAUCGUGUUGUGCUCUGUGUCGUCCUACCUCUACUACUACUACUGUAACUACUUUAACUACUGUAACUACUUUAACUACUAUUUCAACUACAAAAUGGGAAAUUAAAAGUAGUCAAGGCCUUUAUACAAAGGGUCGGUGAUAUUAUUAAUAUUAUCGAACAUGCCUCUCUGGUUGGUGAUAAUAUAAGGUGUUGAUGGUUUCUCGAUAUCUCCUCACCACUUUAACUGUUAUCUUAAUUUCUCACAAAUUUUAUAAUCUCUUACAUACAAUGACUUCAAUUAUGACGAUACUAACUUCACAUGUUUCUAUAGGUUCCACUCGAAAUCCUGGUAAUAAUGAUGGAGAAGGAGCAAGAGGUAUGUUAACAACACCAAUAAAAUACACAACGACCACAAACAACGACGAAGACAAAAUUAAAAGCAACAACAAUAACAAAAAAUUAAUUUUUGAUCAGGUACUGACAAAAGUAACAUGGUAGAAAUCGACGACUCAGGAAUCAACGUAAAGAUUAAAAAUGAUGGAAAAAUGAUUAGCGAAGGUACAAAGCUGAUAUAUACGCCCGACAACAAAAUAAAAUCAAUGGAAGACGUGAGAGUGGCUCUUGCGACUUCAGGAUUUGAUUUCUCCGGGGCGAAACGAGGAAGGCUAGGUAAGGAAAUAUUAAUUUAGAAUUAAUCAUACCACCUUUUCAUUUACCGUAUCUAUUGUGUUGUGUCGUGUUGGGUCGUGUCGUGUCGUGUUGUGUUGUGUUGUGUUGUGUCGUGUUGUAUUGUGUUGUGUUGUGCGGACUUUUGUGGAUGAUACUGUUUAAGAAUAUAAAAGAACUUCGACGUUUCAAGGAAACGUCCUUCGUCUGGAAGUUAGUAACCAACUACGAAGGUUCUUCGCUGGUAAUUAAUCAUCAAAAAAAGUUCCCAGUUGUAUUGGUGCCCAGCUUUGAAGAUUGUAUUUUCUUUAUAUUAGGUGUAUCUGAAAACCGGAGGCUGACUUUUCAAGAUCAACUCAACAACUCUCCUGCUUCGUAUUCGGUUGCGUUAUCAUUUGCCCCUGGAUCGUAUAAGUACAUGUGCACAAGGAACAAUAACUUCAGUAACCGUAACCAAAAAGGAUCGAUCAGAGUAUCUGCAAGCACCAGACCGCAGUGA
Messenger RNA from Paramuricea clavata, 5093 nucleotides. NCBI's taxonomy places the organism in Eukaryota, Metazoa, Cnidaria, Anthozoa, Malacalcyonacea, Plexauridae. The record is from the annotation of a GenBank genome assembly.